Molecule: messenger RNA, 924 nt
Organism: Sporothrix brasiliensis 5110
Lineage: Eukaryota; Fungi; Ascomycota; Sordariomycetes; Ophiostomatales; Ophiostomataceae
Exons: 1
Coding region: 1-924 (307 amino acids)
Biological process (GO): protein depalmitoylation
Cellular component (GO): cytoplasm
Molecular function (GO): carboxylic ester hydrolase activity; palmitoyl-(protein) hydrolase activity
Source: RefSeq, a predicted model, not a curated record
AUGUCCUCCUUUGGCCCAACGUUCGUUGUCGAAUCCCGCGAUGGACACGUCCACGACCAUACGGCCAUCCUCCUCCACGGCCGUGGCAGCACCGGUGAGGAGUUUGCCGAGGAACUGUUUGCGACGACUCUGUCGGACGGCCAAAAACCCAGCCUCGCCGACCGCCUGCCUUCGUGGCGCUGGGUCUUCCCGUCAUCACCCAGCACAUGGAAUGCCACAUUUGAGGAGUGGAUGCCCGCAUGGUUCGAGGCACACUCGUUGGCAGACCCGACGGCGCGGCAGGAUCUCCAGCAGAGUGGUCUACGCGCGUCCGCACAGCAUGUCGAGACGAUUGUCGAGGAUGAGAUUCGGCGGCUCCAGACGAUCGAGGCCGGUGGUUCAGAUGCCCAUUCACGGGUUGUGCUCGGCGGCAUCAGUCUCGGCGGUGCCGUUGCCUUGUGGACGUUGCUGAGCACAAAGCAGCCCGAACGGCCGCUGGGCGGAUUUGCGGUAGUGAGCACAUGGCUGCCAUUUGCAAGCGAGAUCACAAAGUACCUUGGUGACGAAGCUACCGCCGAGGUAAAGAUUUCUCAGACAGACGACGGCAAGCCCGUUGAGCCACUUGUAUUUGUACAAAUUGCCAUGGCGCCGCUGCGGAAACACAUAAAAGAACGCCCAGCGGCCCUUGCGUUGGACCAAAACACAAGCACCAUUCUCACUGCGCCGGUGUUCCUUGGCCAUGGGCGAGACGACGCAUACGUAGACAUGGAGCUGGGGCGACAGGCACAUAAACUGCUGGUGAAUGUGGGAUUCACUUCGGUAGAGUGGCACGACUACGAAGGGGCCGAGCAGGAGGGACAUUGGCUGAAAGAGCCAGAGGAGAUGGACGACCUUGCCCGCUUCCUCGAAGCAGUGCACAAUCGAAUACGUGAUGGUGUUUUAUGA